AUGGAGGAAGAUAAGCAGGAGGAAAAGAACAAAAAAGAUCGUAUACAAUCCUCUUCCACUGUUGAUAAAUCUACCAAGUCGGCUUCAGUUUCCAACUCAAAUACUUCAAGUAGUGAAAAAACUAAGCAUCGAUAUAAAUUAAAAGGCCAUUUUACAACUGAGCAUAAUACUGAUUUUUCAAAUAUAUCAACUAAUGAACAAUAUAUUAAAAACUCUGGUAAUCACAAUGAGCACACAUCAUCUAGCAUAUAUCAGGAUGCAGAAUCGCCUAAUAAUUCACAUACAUCAAAUAGUUAUAAAAAAGAUCAAUCUACUCAUUUACCUCCACAAUAUGUAUCAAUCUCACAGCCAUCUUUAUCUCAACCAGCUAAACAAAAUGAUAUUAUAUUUGAUGUAGAUGUUUUAGCAGCUUUAACACAAGGUGACAAUGGUCGAUAUGCUAAUUAUGCAACCUCAGCAGAUUCUAUGUUAGCUCUUUUGGAAAGCCGUAAAUAUAGAGCCAAUAAAGGUGAAAAUCAAGAUUUUAUAAAAAGCCCUCCCGGUUCUAUACCAUUAGCUUCUCCAAACGUUAAUCUAUUAGCGAAAAGCUCUUGUUUUCCAUCCUGGGGGUCUGGAGGGGAUAUUCCUAUUACAUUUGAAGAAUUGGAUAGUAUUUUCCAUGUCCUUGCAAAGAGAUUUGGGUUUCAACAAGAUAGCGUAGAAAAUAUGAGCGAGCAUUUAAAAGUAAUGUUAGAUUCUCGUGCUUCUCGAAUGCAGCCUCAAAUAGCAUUAGAUACUCUUCAUGCCGAUUAUAUUGGCGGUAAAAAUGCUAACUAUCGUAAGUGGUAUUUUGCUGCUCAAAUUGAUAUUUAUGAUCAAACAGAACAAGAAAAACAAAUGGCUUUGGAUAUGAUUGACGAGCAUGAACAAUUAUCGCGUAUGCAAGAGAAAUGGGACUUACGUAUGCGUAGCUUAUCAAAUAAAGAAAAAGUUCAUGAUUUAGCAUUGUAUCUAUGCUUAUGGGGUGAGGCAGCUCCUGUACGAUUUACUCCUGAGAUACUCUGCUUUAUUUAUAAGAUGGCCUCAGAUUACUCUUGUCAUGAGUCUAUUGUAGAUAUGCAAGAGGCACAAGAAGACGCCUAUUUAAAUGACAUUAUUAUACCACUUUACCAAUUUUUUCGUGAUCAGACUUAUGUUAAAAUCAACGGAAAAUAUACCAAGCGAGAGAGAGAUCAUGAUAAAAUUAUUGGCUAUGAUGAUGCAAAUCAAUUCUUUUGGAAUUCAACAUUUUAUGAUAAAAUUUUAGUUGCAGGGCAUGAGGAACAAACACUUGGUCAAUUGUUACCCCGUAAACGGUACAUAGCUUUAAAAGAUGUCAAUUGGAAAAAGACUUUUAAAAAAACUUAUAAAGAAAAACGUACAUGGAUGCAUGCUUCUAUCAAUUUCUCAAGAGUGUGGGUUAUUCAUAUUGUGACUUUCUGGUAUUAUAUAUCAGCAAAUGCCUAUUCCUUAUAUUUAAACCUUGAUAAAGAUAUUGCAAAAGAGGAGCUUCCAGUGCAAAUAUCUAUUGUUGCUUUAGGGGGAGCUAUUGCAUGUUUGUUAGUCUUAAUAGGCUCUUGUGCUGAAUUAAUGUACCUACCGGCUAGUUGGUAUAAUUCAAGAAAUAUUUUGCGUCGUAUUGCAUUCUUAAUAUUACUUAUGAUCGUGAAUGUGGCUCCUUCUUACUAUUGUGUUAUAAUAGAUAGGCAAAGUGCAAUAUCAAGAUUAGUAUCUAUUACUCAAUUGAUUAUUAGUAUUAUUACAACAUUAUAUUUGUCCCUUGUACCAUCAUCUCGACUUUUUAUGGGUCCUUCUAAACAUACACGUAAAGAAUUAGCUAAUGAAAGCUUUACUGGAUGUUUCCCACCACUCAAAAGUAUUGAUCGGAUCAUGUCGGUCUGUUUAUGGAUCUGUGUAUUUUCUUGUAAACUAUUAGAAUCUUACUUCUUCUUAGCUCUUUCCUUCAAGGACCCUCUUAAAGUUAUCAGUACAAUGACGAUUACAAAUUGUCAUGAUGCCAUAUUAGGAGAUUUGAUCUGUAAGCAAAUGCCUCAUAUUACAAUUUUUAUUAUGUUUUUGAUGGAUCUAGUACUUUACUUUUUGGACACCUACCUUUGGUAUAUCAUUUGGAAUACUAUCUUCUCCGUUGCUAGAUCUUUUUAUCUAGGUAUCUCUAUUUGGUCUCCGUGGAGAAAUAUCUUUUCAAGAUUGCCAAAGCGUAUCUUUGUCAAAUUGUUAGCAACAACAGAUAUCCAAGUUAAAUAUAAACCAAAAGUAUUAUGUUCCCAAAUAUGGAAUGCUAUUGUUAUCACUAUGUAUCGUGAGCACUUGAUCAAUGUAGACCAUGCCCAACGCAUGUUAUAUCAGCAGGAGAUAAACCCUAUUGAUGGUCAACGAUCGCUUAAAACACCUACAUUUUUCGUUUCUCAGGAAGAUACCUCAUUCAAAACAGAAUACUUUCCUCAAAGGGGUGAAGCCGAAAGACGUAUUCAUUUUUUUGCUCAGAGUUUAACGACACCAAUGCCACCUCCGCAUCCGGUAGAAUGUAUGCCCACCUUUACCGUACUUACACCUCAUUAUGGUGAAAAGAUUCUUUUGACACUCCGAGAAAUUAUACGAGAAGAAGAUACAAGCACAAGAGUAACAUUGCUAGAAUACCUAAAACAAUUACAUCCUGUUGAAUGGGAUAAUUUUGUUAAAGAUACUAAGCUAUUUGUAGAUACUGAUUGUCGACGCAGUAUUGAUACACGUGAUGGCUGUAAUUCCGGCUUCUCAAUAUCAAGCAGUAUUCAAAAAGACUUUAGUAAAAGUAUAAAUGAUGAUCUUCCCUUUUAUUGUAUUGGCUUCAAGGAUUCUAGACCAGAGUAUGCUUUACGCACUCGAAUUUGGGCAUCACUUAGAGCGCAAACAUUAUAUCGUACUGUAUCGGGCUUUAUGAAUUACCACAGAGCUAUAAAGCUUCUCUAUCGUGUGGAAAACCCAGAAAUAGCACAUACAUAUGCUAAUGAUAAGACAGCAUUAGAAAACGAUCUGGACAAAUUAUCUCGCCGUAAAUUUAAAUUUUUGGUAGCCAUGCAACGAUAUGCAAAAUUUACUCCUAGUGAAUCUGAAGAUGCAGAAUUUUUAUUCAAAGCUUUCCCUGAACUUCAAGUAGCUUAUAUAGAAGAAAUAUCCCCUAUUGAUCCUAACGGAGAGAUUACCUAUUACUCUUCUUUAGUUGAUGGCACCUGUGAACUAACUGAAAAUGGUAAACGUAAGCCCCGUUAUCGUAUCCGCUUACCCGGAAACCCUAUACUCGGAGAUGGUAAAUCUGAUAAUCAGAAUCAUGCUAUUAUCUUUUAUCGUGGUGAGUUUCUUCAAUUAAUUGACGCUAAUCAAGAUAAUUAUCUUGAGGAAUGUUUAAAAGUUCGAAACGUGCUUGGUGAAUUUGAGACAUUGGAGCCUAUAUCUAUAUCCCCUUACUCAGCUGCUUACAAAGAAACGAAAACAUCAGCGGUUGCUAUUGUUGGUGCCCGUGAAUAUAUUUUUUCAGAAAAUAUUGGUGUAUUAGGUGAUGUUGCUGCUGGUAAGGAACAAACAUUUGGCACCCUUACCCAGCGAAUUAUGGCAAAAAUUGGUGGUAAAUUACACUAUGGUCAUCCCGACUUUUUGAAUGCUAUUUUUAUGACUACUCGUGGUGGCGUAUCUAAGGCACAAAAGGGUCUUCAUCUAAAUGAAGAUAUUUAUGCAGGCAUGAAUGCCUUUACAAGAGGAGGUCGUAUUAAACAUACCGAAUACUUUCAAUGCGGUAAAGGUCGUGAUUUAGGUUUUGGCUCUAUCUUGAAUUUUACAACGAAGAUUGGCACUGGUAUGGGCGAACAAAUGCUUUCUCGUGAAUAUUAUUAUAUAGGUACUCAAUUACCUUUGGAUCGAUUUUUAACAUUUUACUAUGCUCACCCUGGCUUUCAUAUUAAUAAUAUUUUUAUCAUGUUAUCUGUACAACUUUUCAUGUUGGUUAUUCUUUUUGUCAGCACUAUGGGUAGUUCUUUAACUGUUUGCGAAUAUAAUCCUGAUGUACCACCAGAGGCGCCUUUAGUGCCAGAAGGUUGCUUUAAUCUUGUACCUAUUAUUGAUUGGGUGAAACGCUGUAUUUUAUCCAUCUUUGUUGUCUUCUUUGCGGCCUUCUUACCGUUAGUUCUACAGGAAUUAACUGAAAAGGGAUUUUGGAGAAGUCUGACACGUAUGGGGCGUCACUUUAUAUCUUUGUCUCCUCUCUUUGAAAUCUUUGUGACACAAAUAUAUACUAACUCUGUCCUAGAGAAUCUUGUUUUCGGUGGAGCCCGUUACAUUGGCACAGGUCGUGGUUUUGCUACAUCUCGUAUUUCAUUUGCAACACUGUAUUCUCGUUUUACAGGUCCUAGUAUUUAUGUAGGUGCAAGGAAUUUGGUUAUUAUGAUCUUUGCUUCCGUUGCUUACUGGAUCCCUCAUUUAGUCUAUUUUUGGUUUACUGUAAUCGCAUUGAUCAUUUCUCCCUUUGUGUUUAACCCGAAUCAAUUUGCACUUGUAGAUUUCUUAAUGGAUUAUAAAGAAUUUAUUCGCUGGCUCUCUCGAGGUAAUUCCAAAACACAUGCUAACUCCUGGAUUAGCCAUACACGUUCAUCUAGAGCUCGUAUCACCGGCUAUAAACGUAGUAAGCCUACAGAAGCUACAAAUAGUAUGGCAGAUAUUCCUCGUGCUGGUUUUUUUGCUAUUUUUAUAUCUGAGCUAGUAUUACCACUACUUUAUGCUGGUUUAUGUACACUUCCAUAUGCUUUUGCCAAGAGCUUUGAUAUUGAUGAUCCUAAAGUUGCAGCAAAAGGCCCAAGCCCAUUGAUUCGUAUUGGCGUUAUUGCCUUAGCUCCAAUUAUAUUGAAUAUUGUCGGUUUGGUGAUCUUUUUUGGUUUAUCUGUUGGCAUUGGUUGUAUCCUAAGCAUUUGGGUAGUUAAAUUUGGUUCACUUAUGGCAGCCUUAGCACAUGCUUGGUCGGUAAUUAGUCUCAUUAUAGUUUUUGAAGUGCUUGUCUUUUUAGAGGAGUUAAAGUUAAAUCAUGUUUUACUCGGUGUAGUAGCAAUGAUAGCUAUUCAGCGUGCCGUUUUAAAAUCAUUGACAGUUGUCUUCCUUACACGUGAAUUUAAACAAGAUGAGUCAAAUCGAGGAUGGUGGACUGGUAAAUGGUACGGUAGAGGCCUAGGUUGGCAUGUUAUUACUCAACCUGGGCGUGAAUUUAUUUGUAAAAUCAUUGAAAUGUCUGAAUUUGCAACUGAUUUUAUAUUGGGUCAUAUCAUUCUUUUUUUCCUUUCUCUCUUCACCAUAAUACCUUAUAUUAAUACAGCUCAUUCUGUUAUGUUAUUUUGGCUUAAACCAUCUCAACAGAUCCGCGAUCAUAUUUGGACUGUAAAACAACGUAAAAAAAGAAGACGCGUAGCUACGACAUACGGUAUGAUGUUUGCUAGUAUGUUUUUAUUGUUUGUAGCUCUUGUAGUAGCACCUUUGACCUGGGGUAAAGAUCUUGUUUCGAAACUUAUCCCUAAAGACGGCUUAUUUAUUUAG
Molecule: messenger RNA, 5586 nt
Organism: Cokeromyces recurvatus
Lineage: Eukaryota; Fungi; Mucoromycota; Mucoromycetes; Mucorales; Mucoraceae
Product: 1,3-beta-glucan synthase component-domain-containing protein
Exons: 5
Coding region: 1-5586 (1861 amino acids)
Biological process (GO): fungal-type cell wall polysaccharide biosynthetic process; (1->3)-beta-D-glucan biosynthetic process
Cellular component (GO): 1,3-beta-D-glucan synthase complex; plasma membrane
Molecular function (GO): 1,3-beta-D-glucan synthase activity
Source: RefSeq, a predicted model, not a curated record